Messenger RNA from Fraxinus pennsylvanica, 2406 nucleotides. NCBI's taxonomy places the organism in Eukaryota, Viridiplantae, Streptophyta, Magnoliopsida, Lamiales, Oleaceae. The record is from the annotation of a GenBank genome assembly.
AUGAGGGUUUCUGCAAUCAGACAAGUUUCUGUCAAGCUUCUCUUCAAGAACCUCAAAUUUAUUCGAUUUCAAUCCGUUCCAUCUCUUGCCCAUUUCAAUCCAUACUAUGCUGACUCGUUUUCAGAUGACUCAGAUUCAGAGGUUAUAAAGUCGGAAAAGGAGCAUUUCGGUUUUCAAGUGUUGGACUUGUUGGAGGCGAUAGUCAAGGGGAUCAAGUUCGAGCAACACAGUUCAUUAGGUCGGGCUAUUGAUGCUUUGAUUAAGGUAUAUGUUAGUUUAGACAUGUUUGAUGAGGCCAUUGAAGUAUUGUUCGAGACAAAAAGGUGUGGAGUUGGUCCGCAUUUGUGGUCUUGUAACUUUUUGAUUAAUAGAUUGGUUGAACACAGGAAAGUGGACACAGCUGUUGCAAUUUAUAAUGAGUUGAAGAAGUGUGGCCCGAACCCAAAUGUAUAUACCUAUGGGAUUGUGAUCAAGGCGUAUUGUAGUAAGGGUUGUUUUGAAGAAGCUGAUCGUGUGUUUAGGGAAAUGGGGGAAGCUGGGGUGACACCAGAUGUUAUGACAUACACUCCGUAUCUUGAAGGACUUUGUGAGCAUGGUUGGUCAGAUAUAGGUUAUGAAGUUUUACGAGAUCUGAAAGCUAAAAAUGUACCAAUCGACGUGCAUUGCUAUAGAGUUGUGAUUCAUGGGUUUGUUAAGGAAAAGAAGCUGAAAGAGGCAGAUUUUAUUUUAGUUGACAUGGAAGAGGAAGGACUAGUUCCUGAUAAAGAUUGUUAUCGUGCCUUAAUUCAAGGAUAUUGUGAGUCUGGGAAUACAGGCAAAGCUCAGGCUUACCACAAUGCGAUGGCAAUGAAGGGUGUAAAAACUGAUUGUGUGAUUGUCACCUUAAUCCUUCAGAGCUUGUGCCAAAAUGACAAGGCACCCAAGGCAGUAGACGAGUUCAAGCACUUUAAAAAAUUGGGUGUGUUUCUUGAUGAAAUUGCAUAUAAUGUGGUGAUUGAUGCCUUGUGCAAAAUUGGAAAUUUAAAUGAGGCUGUACAGUUGCUUGAUGAGAUGAAGGCUGAAAAGAUGGUUCCAGAUAUUAAGCACUACACCACUUUGAUUAAUGGCUAUUGUCUCCAAGGAAAAAUGUCUGAUGCUUUAAGUUUAUUUGAAGAAAUUACGGAAAAGGGUCCCAAGCCUGAUCUUAUUACUUAUAACGUACUUGUUGGGGGGUUCUCUAGGAGUGGUCUUGCAGAAUAUGCAUUUCUUCUUCUGGAUGAUAUGAAAGGACUAGGUUUGGUUCCAGGCACCGCAACGCACAACUUGAUAAUUGAAGGCUUAUGUUUGGGCAGAAAGGUGGAGGAAGCUGAAAUGUAUUUCAAUAGAUUGGAAAAUAAGAAUAUAGAAAACUAUUCUGCCAUGAUUAACGGGUACUGUGAAUCUGACAAUUCAACAAAGGCAUAUAAACUUUUCCUUAAGUUAUUCAAGGAAGGGCGCUGUGUGAAAAAGGCUUCUCGUUUGAAACUCCUUAACAGCCUCUGCUUGGAAGGUGAAUAUGACAAAGCUGUCAAACUAUUUGAGAUGGUGCUGUCCUUAAAUGACGGUCCUUGUAAGAAAAUGUAUGAUGGGCUUAUUGCUGCUCUUUGUUGUGCUGGUGAUGUGAAAAAUGCCCGAUUGACAUUUAACGAUAUGGUUUUGAGAGGAGUAUCUCCAGAUGUAAUUACCUACACCAUAUUAUUGAAUGGUUAUUGUAGGAUGAAUUGCCUGCACGAUGCCCGAAAUCUCUUUAAUGAUAUGAAGGAGAGGGGUAUUAGUCCGGACGUUAUUACUUUUACAGUAUUACUUGAUGGCUUUUCUAAAGGAAAUCGGAAAAUGGCCCGAUGUCGAACAGAUGCAAGAAAUAACAAGGAAGUGAAGCAGAUGGCUUCAGCCAUUUGGCGUGAAAUGGAGGAAAUGGGAUUAACACCUGAUGUCAUUAGCUACACAGUUUUAAUUGACAGUCACUGCAAAUCAGAUAACCUUCAAGAUGCCAUUGGCAUCUUUGAUGAAAUGAUUGAUAGAGGUUUAGCACCUGAUACUGUGACGUACACAGCCCUUCUAUGUGGCUAUUGCAAGCAGGGAUUUGUGGACAAGGCUAUAACUCUUGUAGAUAAUAUGUCAGCCAAAGGAAUACCGCCAGAUAGCCUUACCAUGUCAACGUUACACCAAGAGGAGAAAGAUGAACAGCCUAAUUACAUGGCAUCCUUAAUAUUCUUUUGCCUGAAUCAACCCCUACAACAUCAUAGGCCUGAUGCAGAAGGAAGAGAUCAGAUGGCGUCAUGCUUCCCCUCAGACUUCAAAUCUUUGUUCUCAGGGAUGCAAGGGCCAAAACCUGCAUUUAGCAGGGAUCACGACAGGGUUACUUUGAAGUCAUUAUAUCUACGAUGA